Messenger RNA from Auanema sp. JU1783, 594 nucleotides. The record is from the annotation of a GenBank genome assembly. NCBI's taxonomy places the organism in Eukaryota, Metazoa, Nematoda, Chromadorea, Rhabditida, Rhabditidae.
AUGCUUCAGCCAUCUUGGCCUCUAUUAUUCAUCUAUUAUUCUUUUAUAUUCUCACAUGUGACAAUCGGUUUUGUGGCUCAGAAGAAGGUUCUUAAGCCAGUGCUCUCGGAAACUUCUAAACGACAAACUUCGGAUGAUAUAUCAUAUGAUAGCUUAUCUCUAAUUCCGAAUCAAGGAGAAAGAGGCGAUCCGCAUGGAAGGCUGGGAGCAUGGAUUCGUGUUAAUGCUCGACAUCAUAUUCCAAUCAAAUAUCCACGAACUCGUUUAGAUGUACACGUGAGCGCCGGAUUAUAUCAGAUUGUUGAUUUGGAUCAGCGCAAUAAUUUGGCGACUGUAUCGGCUUACUUCGAUGUAUGGUGGUUCGAUGAGUUCUUGCAAUGGAAUACUACCCAAUACAGUGGUAUUGGAAGAAUAUUUGUACCCUUGAAAUGGAUAUGGAAACCUGAGUUCUACAUGUAUCACAGUGUGAUUGGAAGAGUUCCAGACUUUCCGAAUGAUGCAUCGGCAGAGUUACGGUUUGACGGACGUGUUCGGAUAAGAGUUUUGAAAGAAGGUUUAUUUUGUGUUUUCGCCGGAAGGAACGAAGCAUUUUAA